Molecule: messenger RNA, 4783 nt
Organism: Agelaius phoeniceus (red-winged blackbird)
Lineage: Eukaryota; Metazoa; Chordata; Aves; Passeriformes; Icteridae
Source: RefSeq, a predicted model, not a curated record
CGCUCGCGCAGCUGCAGCCCGCAGCAGACGUGGAGUUUUUACUCUGUCUCUGCGGUGGGUUUCUCGCAGCCUCUGCCCGGGACCUCCUGGAUUUAAGCCCCUUCUAAAAGGCGUUUACCCAAAUGCAGCCUUCCUUGCGCAUCCCGAGCUACCUAAGCAUGUUCUAACCCAGUGACUAAAACAGUACAAGCACCACUCACCAAUAAAAAACUGUGACCGACUCUUUUACUGAAUAUAUGGGUGGCUCUGAAAAGAGCCUUUGGGUUGAGAGUGACGGUCCGAGGCGCCCUACUUGGAGCUGGUGUACUUGGUGACAGCCUUGGUGCCCUCGGACACGGCGUGCUUGGCCAGCUCGCCGGGCAGCAGCAGGCGCACGGCCGUCUGGAUCUCGCGCGAGGUGAUGGUGGAGCGCUUGUUGUAGUGCGCCAGGCGCGAGGCCUCGCCCGCGAUGCGCUCGAAGAUGUCGUUGACGAAGGAGUUCAUGAUGCCCAUGGCCUUGGACGAGAUGCCCGUGUCGGGGUGCACCUGCUUCAGCACCUUGUACACAUAGAUGGAGUAGCUCUCUUUCCUAGUCUUUCUACGCUUCUUGUCACCUUUCUUUUGAGUCUUGGUGACAGCUUUCUUAGAGCCUUUCUUGGGAGCGGGAGCGGAUUUAGCUGGUUCCGGCAUUUUACGGGUCUGUCUAUACCUGGCUACCGCAGGAACGACCUCGGCUCCGUGACGUCAAAUACAUUGCAUCUUCCAUUGGUCGACUUUCUCAUCUGCAUUCCCAUUGGCUAAAUUCACAAUCCCUGUCUCCUCCAAUCAGAAGUCCAAGCGACCCUCAGAAGGAAGCUCUGUGAGUCAUGUCCGGGCGCGGGAAGCAGGGCGGCAAGGCGCGGGCCAAGGCCAAGUCGCGCUCGUCGCGGGCCGGGCUGCAGUUCCCCGUGGGCCGCGUGCACCGGCUGCUGCGCAAGGGCAACUACGCGGAGCGCGUGGGCGCCGGCGCGCCGGUGUACCUGGCGGCCGUGCUAGAGUACCUGACGGCCGAGAUCCUGGAGCUGGCGGGCAACGCGGCCCGCGACAACAAGAAGACGCGCAUCAUCCCCCGCCACCUGCAGCUCGCCAUCCGCAACGACGAGGAGCUCAACAAGCUGCUGGGCAAGGUGACGAUCGCGCAGGGCGGCGUGCUGCCCAACAUCCAGGCCGUGCUGCUGCCCAAGAAGACCGACAGCCACAAGGCGAAAGCCAAGUAAAUCUCAUCUGACUAACAACCCAAAGGCUCUUUUCAGAGCCACCCACAUCUUCCUAGAAAGAGCAGGAACGCUUGACCCCUGGAAUACGUGCUGUGUUAAUAUACCUGAAAACUUGGAAUUUUAAGGGGUGGCGUCUAAAUGUUUUAUAUCUGGGCUCUGCCUUCGUGUUUUGUAGCUUCCUCCCUUUUUUCUUUAUCCUAGAAGUUACUUAUGUAAGCGUGAGUCAGUUAACCUUUUUGAAAAAAUCAAUAAAAGGUGGCGGUUGCCACGGAAGAAAUCGGUCACCGCUGUACGGUUUGAGGAGAGAUACGGACUCUGCAAGGCUGCGCUCGCUGCCUCCCAGCCGCCAGUGACGAUGGAUCCGCCAGAGGACACCGCGAUGAGUGACGAGCAUCUCGCCCUGCCAGCUGGUAAAACCAGCCCGUGUUUUGAAUGCUUCUAGGGCUCCUUUUGUCAACCUGGACUCUGCGGUUUUUGUACUCUGCCGUUUAUUUAUACCGUGGCUGCUGCCCGGCCUAAGGGGGAAAAAACCCAACAACCAAACAGAAACAAACAAAUAAAACCCUAAACAACCCAAGGAGCAGCUGGGAUGUUCCAGCUUGCUCUGUUAGAAAAUAUUAUUUUGGUUCUGCAGGCUUCAAAGCCGAGAGAGCAGUGGACCAUCCUACAUGAUAAAAUACUUCUAUCAGGAGCUCCUGAUCAUGGCAUCCUUCCCCUUGCUCAUUCUGUCCUCGAACACUCAAUGCAUGGCUGCAGGUACAGAAACAACCCUGCCAUGGUAACAGGGCUGAUGCAAACAAAGCUUUUUUUUUCCUCUCCAGGAGGCACCUCUGCAUAUCACAUCUUGGAGAGGUUGAUUGUUUCAGGCCUCUGCACUCUGCAUGCAAAUGAUCCCUCUUUUCUCCUUUCAAAUAGAAAGCAAGUCCUCUUCCUGUAGAAGCUACAGGUUUUUCCUGUCAUGGGAUUCCUCUACUGCCUUCACAAGUAUUUUCUGAGGGAAUCAUGGGAAUACCAGCACAAACCAGGGUGCUAGCAGCCUGGAAGCCCAAGGAAAAGCAGUAGUUAAGCACUCAAAUAGGAGCUUUUUGGAGGAGAUGGACUCCACUGUGGGUGGACAGGAGCUGCCAUGAUCCAUGCUGGUGUCCAGCUUCCAGCUGGAGGAGUGCAGCUCUGGGUGUAUCAGCUCUGGCCUUGGGCACACACCUGCAGGUAACCGGGGUAGCCUGAGGCACAGCCAGGAGGAAAUCCUCUGUGCCCUGGGCAGACAGACAGACAGACAGACCCACGGGGCACUCAGUCCCUUCUCAGGUCGGCUGUCUGUCUCUGCCCCGAGAUGCGUGGGAUGGUUCUGAGGCAGCCCACGCUCCAAAGAAUGAGUCUGGACUCUUCACUUUUCAGUCUUCAGGUUGUUUAUUAUUUCUUAUCUACAAAAUUUUCUUUCUGCCCAGCCGAGAUCUGAACAGCAAGGCAGCCAAAGGCACUCUGACUGCCCCUGAGGCGGUGUCAUCUUUAUAUACUACAAACUACAUAUAUCAUAUUUACUUUUAAUUCCCAAUUCCCAUCACCUGUGUUAGACAGUGCACUUUUACUCUAAACCAAUCCCCAAGUGCCAACAUCACAGCAGAAAAUGGAUGACAAGAAGAAGAAAGAAGGACAAGACAUGCCCUGAUUCCUCCAUCUUGUCUCCAUAGCCCCUAUACCAAAAACCCCAAAAUCUAUAUUUUCACCCUGUAAAUACAUCAUUCCUGCACCAUUCAAACUUGUGUGGCUCUCAUGUCCUCAUACACAGGUGGCAAAUCUCUAGAAAGAUCAAAGUCAAGCCAUCAGGUACUCCUGGCAACAUUCCAGGACUUCCGAGCCCCCCAAGAGGGUUCUCAGCAACUCUGGACAUCUGGAGGGAUGUGCUGAGCUCCCACAGUCCCUGACCCAGGCUCAUCACAUUAGCCCAGGUGAAUGAGAAGGAAAAUUAGGACGGAGCUGACCAAGCUUCAGAGAGUCUGGCAGCAAUUCAGGCACACUGAGGUGUAAAAGGUGUGAUUCUCCUUUAUUGUGUGGGGUUAACCACAGGGGCUGUGCAGGGAUUGCCAGCUUGGAGUCUCCAUGGCAGUAGGGUGCACAAAGCCUUAAUUUUGCUUGUGCUGCAGCUUUCAAAAAUAUUUUCUUCUCAGUGGAAAUAGACAAGUUCUGUAAUAUCUAGUCGUGUUGAUCAUCACUCUCAGCAAAAAUCCAUCUCUAUUUUUAGCUGGGCUUGUACAUUUCAUAUGAUAGUGCUCUGGGAUGCUCAUCUCCCUAGGAAGAUGAUGCAAAAAAAGAUUAUUCCUUUCCCUCAGAAAUGUUUCAUCUAAAUAAAGUAGCACUAUCAUAAGCUUUUGCUUUAGGGGAUGAACCAAAUCUGUAUCUCUGAUUUUCAGUAUUUCCAUCAGGAUACUUUUAGCUGAUUUAAAAAACAUACCACAGAGACUUUCUAAGUUAAUAUUAAUUCUCCUAAGGAGGUGAAACUACAUGUGCUGGCUGAUCCACUGAGAGAUCAGUAACUCCUUCAGCUCAGCUAACAGCUUUCCUGAAAAGAAAAGCAGAUCAUUAAAGAGAAAACAAAUUUGAAAAUCACAUUGUUUCAACAGCCUCCUCAAGGGGAUGGUUGUCUUUUGGGAUGGACAGGAGUGUUGGGAGGAAUGUCAGGAUGAGAGAUUGAAAGCAGAUGCAGAGGGGAAGAGAAGUGCUGAAUUGCUGACACUCCUAGAGUGAGCAAAGGAGUGGAGUCACUCUCUCAGCAAUUCCUGCCAUCCCCAACCUGCCCUGCACUGCAGCGUGCCCUGCCUGCCUGCCCACAGCACGGGACACAACUCAGGCUCCUCCAACUCGCGCUGCCUGAUCAGGAAAAGAGCCUGUGCUCUUCUCCUAUUGUCCUGAUUAACAAGAAAAGAUUAGAUAGAUAGAUAGAUAGAUAGAUAGAUAGAUAGAUAGAUAGAUAGAUAGAUAGAAAUUCGUAGUGCAUAUACUCACCUGUUGGUUUUGACUAAAAAAAUAAUCCAUGUUGAUGGAACACCAGGAGUGAAGGAUGAACACUGGCCAUUAAACAUGAGACUGGCCAUAAAGUAAAAGAUGUCAUACAGGAAAUGAAGUGAUAUUUCAGAAUUCAGUGAAUUCACAUUACUUAGAACUCCUUUUUUCUUUUUCAUAACAUUAAAAUGUUUGAGUUCCUGUCAGCAGGUUAUUUGCUCCUCCUUUUGGUUUAAUUUUGUGUAUCUUCAGAAGUGUCCUAAUACUUCAAUACUUCACAGACUUUAUACCCACAGAUGCUGGCAAGAAGUUUAGAAAAGUAACACACAAAUAAAGUAUGUUAAAAUAAAACCAAGAAAAUUAAGCUACGUGGUGUGGAAAAGAUAAAUUUGGGUAAGCAUUGCAUAGACAACCUUGAAAUAUAGAAUAUUUCCUCAAAUAACCCAAGCACACUGUAAUGCAUGAAUCUAUUCUAUGUACUUUUAUAUUGCUGUCAUAUCCACAAGGAUUCUAUGUAAAAUUUGCAAUAAUAAAAAAUUACUCAAUAA